Messenger RNA from Acaromyces ingoldii, 2975 nucleotides. RefSeq lists its product as hypothetical. The transcript is spliced from 2 exons. Bases 148 to 2817 code for a protein of 889 amino acids. The record is from RefSeq and is a predicted model, not a curated record. Gene Ontology annotation, molecular function: lyase activity. Lineage: Eukaryota; Fungi; Basidiomycota; Exobasidiomycetes; Exobasidiales; Cryptobasidiaceae.
AGCAAGCAAGCCAGAUUCGCUUGGCUUGGAAUCGUUCGUUGUCAUCGCCAAGCAAGCAAGCGGCCAGUUCACUCUUGUUCUCCAUCAGUCCACCCUUCCACUUCCGGCGCCUCUCUUUCCCCUCCUCCCCCUUCCGGUCCCGCCACCAUGUCGUACGGACGACCUCAGGACCCGUACAUUCAUUCGAACGCGUCGCAGUACGACGACCGCUACCAGCCUGGGGCCUACCGCGACGAGGCGGCAGACUACUACACGCAGCCACAGGGCUCUCACGGAGGGUACGGCCACUCGCCUGGCGCGAGCGAAGCCUACAAGGACUACGCCUCUUCGCACUACAACCUCCACGACGCUGGCACGGGAGCCGCGGGCGCUGCAGCACCCAUGUCUGCUCCCAACUAUGCCCAACAGUCGGCGCAAAAGUACUCGUACGCUCCGCCCAAGAAGGGUGUGAGCAAGUGGGUCAAGAUUGGUAUCCCCGUCGCCAUCAUUGUCAUUGCCGGUGCCGUGCUGGGUGGCUACUUUGGCUCCAAGGCCAGCAAGGACUCUGCCAGCAAGGGCACGAGCGCCAUGACAGGCUCUACCAGCGGUGACAAGACGCCGACGGUCUCCAACUCGAUUCUCACCGCAGCCUCGGAGGCGGCCAAGCGCGGCGGUGGCGAUGACCUUGUCUUCCAGGGCACCGACCUAUACGGCAACCCAUCGUUCAAGAACAAUGCCGUUACGGCUGCACCUGCCGCCUCGGGCAAGCAGAUCGGCAACUGUGCCGCUGACACCUUCUCUGGCUCGACAUCGAAUCUGCGCGACCACCCGAGGAUUAUGACCACGCAGGGCCAGUGGGACUGCCUUGCCGACAAGAUUGCAAACGACGCCUACCUGACUGUGUGGAACGCCACCAUCUUUGACAAUGCUACGGCCUUCUAUAAACUCGACCCCACUGCCUACGCCAUCGACGGCGGUCUCAGCGGCUCGGGUAUUCUCGACCCUGCGCGCGAGGUGCAGCUGCGCAUGAAGACGUUUGGCUACGCAUACCGCAUGACCAAGGACACAAAGUGGCGCGACCGCGCCUGGACCGAGCUCCAGACCGCCGCCGGCAACAACACCCAAGUGGUCUGGGGAGGCCAGCCCAACCAGCGCACCGACCGGAUUUGGAACCCGACGCACUUCCUCGACACUGCCGAGCUCACUGCCGCCUUUGCCAUUGGCUACGACUGGUUCUACGAUGCCUGGACCGACGACCAGCGAUCCAAGAUUCGCGCCUCGAUCAUCACCCAGGGUCUCGUCCCUGGCAUGAACGCAUACUCGAGCUCUGACGACGGCAAGGACUACCAGUGGUGGCAGCAGACCAACGGAAACUGGAACUGCGUCUGCAACUCCGGUCUCCUCCUCGGCGCGCUGGCCAUUGCCACCGAGGACACCACCGGCUUUGCCCAAAAUAUCAUCACCAACGUCAUCCCCAACAUGAAGGGUAAUUGCAUGCAGGGCGUCUACGACGACGGCACCUGGUCCGAGACGGCAAACUACUGGUACUUUGGCACCAAUGCCGCCGCACGCGCCGUCUCGGCCCUCACCACCGCCACGGGCUCGGACCAGGGUCUGAUGGCGGCCAACACCAACUUUGCAAAGACGGCCCUCUUCCACAUGUACAUCUCGGGCAACGCCGGCAUGUUCUUCUACGGCGACCACGGCCCCAACAAGUACUCGACCAAUGCCAACGGCAUGUUCCUCUGGAGCAGCCUCGCCAAGGAGCCCACCUAUGCCCUCUUCCAGCGUGACCGGGCGGAUGCCGCCGACCCGCUGAGCAUGUUCUGGUACGACACGACGAACAAGGGCGCCUUCUGGAACGGACUUCCGCUUGACAACUUCUUCAACAACACCCUGGGUUCGUGGGCCUCCAUGCGCUCCUCGUGGACCGACUUCACGGGCACGUACGUCGCCAUCAAGAGCUCCAACGCCACGGGACAUCAGACCCACGGCGACCUCGAUGCGGGUGAUUUUGUCAUUGACGCACUCGGCACGCGCUGGGCCGGCGAGUUCGGCAGCGCAAACUACCUCUCGACCGACUACUUUGCCUCAGAGGCCAACAAUGCCCUGCGCUGGCAGUACUACCGCAAGGGCACCCAGGGCCAGAACACGCUCGUGAUCAACAAUGCCAACCAGAACGCCGACUGCCACCCGAUCAACAACUUUGAGACGACUAGUCCCAAGCAGUCGGCCGACAUCAACUACGCUCCCGGCACCAACGAUGUCGCCUACUUCACCACUGACAUGUCGGACGCAUACAACCUCUCCUCGGGCACCGUCCAGCGCGGCAUUCGCUUCCUCAAUGGACGCCGCCAGGUCCUCGUUCAGGACGAGAUUGGCGCCAACAGCGGCAUCAACACGAUUGAGUGGCGCGUCCACACCAACGCCACUGUCACUGUCUCGGCUGACGGCAAGUCGGCCACGCUGACCCUUAGCCAGGUCACGGACCCCAACGCGUGGGGCGGCAACGAGGUCAUCGGUCCUCAGCCCCUCGUGGCCAAGUUCUCCCAGCAGACGAUGAAGAUCAAGAUGCUGCAGCCUACCGACGCCAACGUCAAGUUCACGACGGAGAAGCCCGACAACCGCAUCUACGGAAGCGACCCCAACCAAGCUUCGGGUGAGCAGGGCGACCAGCCCAACCCGGACGUGACGGCCAUCAGCAUCAAGCUCGACGGCGGCAGCGCUCAGCAGAUCCAGGUCGUCUGGCAGCCCCAGUGGUCCGACAUGCAGACGGCCGACUCGGCCGACCCCAAGAGCGUCGCCCUGGCCUCGUGGAGCCUCACCUCGCACAACUAGUUCUCCAAUUCUCCUUUUCCUGCUCGGACAAUUUCCUGUUUUGUGCUUUCUUGACAUUGUGUUUCUCAAAUCACUCACUCACUCUCGCUGUCUCAUUCAUUGUUCUGACUACUACUACUACCUCUCUUUAGACCAGAACUGAGUUCUUUGCCUUGCCU